GUUAUGCAAGCAAAUGGUUUGGAUGAACGUACCAAUCUUCUUGUGGAAGAAUACUCCACGUCUGGCCGCCUGGACAACAUCACACAGGUCAUGAGUAUCCACACUCAGUACCUGGAGUCCUUCCUCCGCAGCCAGUUCUAUAUGCUGCGCAUGGAUGGGCCCCUGCCUUUGCCCUACAGACACUACAUUGCUAUCAUGGCUGCUGCCAGACAUCAGUGUUCCUACCUAAUAAACAUGCACGUUGAUGAGUUUUUGAAGACUGGUGGGAUUGCAGAGUGGCUGAAUGGUUUGGAAUACAUUCCCCAAAGACUGAAAAACCUGAACGAAAUAAACAAACUCCUUGCGCACCGGCCCUGGCUCAUCACAAAAGAGCACAUUCAGAAACUUGUCAAGACUGGGGAAAACAACUGGUCUCUUCCUGAGCUGGUGCAUGCUGUAGUCCUGUUGGCACAUUAUCAUGCUUUGGCAAGUUUUGUGUUUGGUAGUGGCAUUAACCCGGAGAGAGACCCGGAGACAUCUAACGGAGUCAGGCUUAUAGCAGUCAACAACUUCUGUGUCUGUGAUCUUGCCAAUGACAACAACAUAGAAAAUGCAUCCCUCACAAGUAGCAACUUUGGGAUUGCAGAUUCUUUAAGUGAGCUGGAGGCCCUGAUGGAACGGAUGAAGAGGCUCCAAGAAGAUAAAGAGGACGAAGAAGCCUCUCAGGAAGAAAUGGCAACUCGCUUUGAAAAGGAGAAGAAGGAGAGCCUGCUGGUCAUUAGUGGAGCAUUUGAUGAUGAAAUAGUUUCUACUGAUGUGUCUCGCUACAUUGAAGAUCCUGGAUUUGGGUACAAAGACUUUGCAAGGCGAGGAGAAGACCACCUGCCAACAUUCAGAGCUCAGGACUAUACUUGGGAAAAUCAUGGCUUUUCCCUUGUGAACAGGCUUUAUUCUGAUAUUGGGCAUCUCCUCGAUGAGAAGUUUCGGAUGGUUUAUAACCUCACCUAUAACACUAUGGCAACACAUGAAGAUGUUGAUACGACUACCUUAAGAAGAGCUUUAUUUAACUAUGUCCACUGUAUGUAUGGAAUCAGGUAUGAUGACUAUGAUUAUGGAGAAGUUAAUCAGUUACUUGAACGCAGCCUGAAGGUUUACAUAAAGACAGUGACCUGCUACCCAGAGAGAACUACCAAGCGCAUGUACGAUAGUUACUGGCGUCAGUUCAAGCACUCGGAGAAGGUCCACGUCAAUCUGCUUCUCAUGGAAGCUCGUAUGCAGGCCGAACUCCUGUACGCCCUUCGUGCCAUAACUCGUCACUUAACCUGAAGCGUUCACUGGAGGGGAGUAAAGGAGAUCUCACUGAGUAUGUAAAGACCUUUCCAGAUAGAUAACACACCAGAAGCUGUUUGUGAUGUAGCAUCAGGUUACUCGAUUCUCUAGUGUCAAAAGUUUAGCCGUGCUUCUCCACGGCUGUAAUGUGCAAUGACGUGUUUUACUUCCUUGAUGCUUAACAUUACUAAUGACAACAGAAAGUCACCCUGAGGAGCACUACUCUGCAUUGUUCCCCGACCGGAUUUCUGCGCAGCGGUCAGGAUCCUGAACCCGGUUUCAUUACACAGCCAGUCCUAGCGCUUUGCUCUUCAAGCACCCGGAGUGAAGUGCUUAGAGG
Dryobates pubescens (Downy woodpecker) is the source of this 1648-nucleotide messenger RNA. It is a transcript of the gene SESN3, whose product is annotated as sestrin 3. The coding region runs from base 4 to 1305 and encodes 433 amino acids. The record is from RefSeq and is a predicted model, not a curated record. NCBI's taxonomy places the organism in Eukaryota, Metazoa, Chordata, Aves, Piciformes, Picidae. Gene Ontology annotation, molecular function: oxidoreductase activity, acting on peroxide as acceptor; L-leucine binding. The transcript is spliced from 8 exons. Gene Ontology annotation, cellular component: nucleus. Gene Ontology annotation, biological process: regulation of response to reactive oxygen species; positive regulation of macroautophagy; negative regulation of TORC1 signaling.